CACCGCCCCGCCCCGCCGUGUUGCCGAGCGGAGCCGAUGGGCGGAGGGGGCGGGAGGAGCCGUGUCCGCCCCCGCGGAGACACCGCGCACCGCACCGGCUCGGAUGCCGCCAUGGGGAGCCGCUUCUCCAGCAUCCCCGCGCUGCCCCGCGGCGGCCAGGGCCGCCUGCACCGCGCCCGGCACUGCCACCUCAAAGAUUCCAUAGGUGGGUCAUUUUCGACUUCCUCCCACCGAUGCCACCACAAGCAGAAGCACUGUCUUCCCAUCCCGCAGUGUGGAGUUCUGUCCAUCAGCCCUCUGCUUUUCCAUCCCCACACAAAGGGAUCCCAAAUCAUCAUGGACACAACACAGAAGGCAGUGAAGCGCCAGGCUAGCUUCUGCAAUGCCAUUACCUUCAGCAACAGGCCCAUUGUUAUUUAUGAACAAGUCAGGCUUAAGAUCACUAAAAAGCAGUGUUGCUGGAGUGGGGCUCUUCGACUUGGGUUUACUUCCAAGGAUCCAUCAAGGAUUAACCCUGACACUCUGCCGAAGUACGCAUGCCCUGACUUGGUUUCCCAAAGUGGUUUUUGGGCCAAGGCUUUACCAGAAGAGUUUGCAAAUGAGGGAAACAUCAUAGCCUUCUGGGUGGACAAGAAAGGACGUGUUUUCUAUCGGGUGAAUGACUCCGUUGCGAUGCUCUUCUUCAGCGGGGUGAGGACAGCAGAACCCCUCUGGGCUUUGAUUGAUGUCUACGGACUCACCCGUGGCGUGCAACUCUUAGACAGUGAAAUCAUUCCUCCUGACUGCCUGCGGCCCCGCUCCUUCACCGCCAUCCGCCGGCCCUCACUGCGUCGGGAGACAGAGGACACACGUCUCUCGGUCAGCUUGUGUGACCUCAACCUCCAGGAGGAGACCUUCCACAUGACAGCCACCACAUGUCCCAUCCCACAGAACUCCCUCAACUCCCAGCACUCCCAUCUCCUUCCCUCACAGCUGGAGAGCGACCUCCGCUUCCACCACCUCCGGGGACCCCAUGUCAAAAUCCUCGAUGACCAAACCGUGGCCCGUCUGGAGCACGCUCGGGAGGAGAGGACUUUGGUUUUCACCAGCAGACCCCUUCGGAUCAACGAAACCAUUUUUGUCAAAAUCAACAAGUCCAAUGCCGUGCGCAUGGGGACACUGUCCUAUGGGGUGACGUCCUGCGACCCCAGCACUUUGCGCCCCAGUGACCUCCCCUAUAACCCCGAGUCCUUGGUGGACCGAAAGGAGUUCUGGGCCAUUUGCCGAGUUGUGGUGCCCCUCCAGAGUGGAGACAUCCUGGGAUUUAUGGUGAAUUCGGAUGGUGAGCUGCACUUGAGCCACAAUGGUGCCGGCACAGGCAUGCAGGUCUGCGUGGACUGUUCCCAGCCCCUCUGGAUGUUCUUUGUUUUACACGGCGCAGUCACACAAAUUCGAUUGUUGGGUUCCACCGUAUUAGCUGAGCGGCUUGGGCUGUCCACUCCAAGCUCACCCACAUCAACACCUAAUUCCCCCACCGUCCUCUGCAGUGGUGUCUCUGACCCCAUACUGUCUACGUGUGGCUCUGGCCCCCUCUGCAGCUCCAUCAGUGGCACAGCUCCCAACUCUCCAAUCAGUUUGCCUGAGUCACCCAUCUCCCCAUCCGUCUCAGGGCCCUGGGGAGAUGAGUGCACCAUCUGCUACGAGAACAUGGUAGACACAGUCAUUUACUCCUGUGGACACAUGUGUCUCUGCUAUUCGUGUGGGCUGAAGCUGAAGAAGAUGGCCAAUGCUUGCUGCCCCAUUUGCAGACGGGCCAUCAAAGAUAUCAUCAAAACAUACCGCAGCACUUAAAGCAGCAGCAGAUGCUGUGGUGGGGACUGAGCAGGUGGGGAGUAGGUUGUGAAACAACCCAGGUAUUGGUCUCUGAUCAUCAUCCAGGAGAUUCAAAAGCCAUCACCCACCUCCGCUCUGACCCCCUUUUCUAGAGACAACAGAUGAGACAAGCUUAGAAGCUGCUCUUCUACCCUCCAAGCAAGCCCUGGAUCUGAAUUCCAGUGUGUCAGAGAAGCUGCGAUGGACUACUCUCCCUUGCGGAUUUUAAACUUUAUCUCAAAAAAACCACAAAAAAACAGCUGGUGCAAUCAUCCCUUUUCUACACCAUGCACGGCAGAGAGGGGUCUCCAAUGUUUAGCAGGGACAGCAAUUGGCAAGAAAUUCAGUGCUACAUCUCUCUUUCUGGAGAUGCCCUGUGUGCAGAGGACAGCUUAGGAGAGGAGAAGCAAGCGACAUGUUUCUGUGUACAACCAGCCUGACUGUAGGAAGCCCCUUAGAAAGGAUGGAGCGAGGCAAGCUUUGACCCAGCAAGCAAGAUGUAGUGAGUGCAUUCACAGUGGAAAGGCAGGGGCCAUGGAUGCAAAUUCCAAAACCCACCCCAUGUUGGCAGGUAGAAGAGCAGCCCCACGAACGCUGCUCCCUGCUCCUCUCUUGCUGUUCUCUGGCAGAGGGAUUCAUUGUGGGUUUGGCAGCCAACACCAACACUGGCCUUGCUCCCUUCCAGUGAUGUCCAGCCACCUCCUGUCACUAUCCUGUUGCAUGAUGAGUGGCUCUCAAACCCCACCACCACCAAUUUGCUGUGGCUUAUCCCAAAUGGUCCCCAUGCAGCACAAGGGAUUUGGCAGCAUUUCGGCCCCUGUUGGCCUGCAGGAGAGGGAGAAGCGUCUCCCUUUCCUUUCCUCCCACUACCCUCUAGACAGCACUUGUAAGGGAGAAAAUAAAAAAGAAACAAAAACCCCAAUCCCACUGGGGAAGAAUGUAUAAACCCACAGGUCUGUGGGUUUCAUUUACUGGUAACUUUAUCACUGUGCUUUAAGACAAAACCAGUCAGGGGGUACUGAGCCCUUCGCAGCCAGCCCGCUGGCAGGACGUGGCUGUCCUUAUGUGUUAGGAAGAGAGGAAAGAAAAAAAUAGCUUGAGCAGUUUGGUUUGCUUUGGUUUAUUUAAAUAAAUCCCUUGCCCUCCUGCCACAGUUGGGAACCCCACUGUCCUCAUGGUGGGUGCCUACAGCGGUGGCCCCCAUGGUUGCUGUGGCACAGCCACUGCUUCACCAUGGCUGUCAGCCUGGCCCCGAGCUGCUGGUCCUUGGGCUCAGGCAGGGUGGCUCUGCAGUGGCAGGAGCUGCCUCUCUCUCCUCUGGUCCCAUCCUGCUGCCUUCCAGAGCUAUGUGGGAGGUAGCGAUGGUGGCUGGGCUCCAAGUGGUGAUCAGGGCUGCUGUGCAGCAGGAGUGAUGUUUGUCCUGCCCUGCUGCCCACCAGGCUGGACUGAGGAAGGCUGUGGAGUUGCACCUCUCCUGCCAAGCCUUUUCCUGCACUCCAGCACAUAGCCACUGAUAGGACCUGGGGGAACAGUGUGGCAUAGGAAUAACAGCAUUUAAUAGAAAUGGGCUUGCUGCAGGGUGGUGUCAUGCCCCCUCAGGCAGCAGGUCAGUGAAGGAGCACUCAUGGAGGCUGCUCCCACGUGGAAAACGUCCUCAUCCUGUCCUCUCAAGGAAUUGAAAAAAGAGGCUACUAGCUGGAGAGCUCAGUGUAGAGCCUUUGUCUAAAGGCACCUCCACCACUGCAGCCUCCCAUGGGGGUCUGCAGCCACUCCCAGCCCACCGCAUGGGCACUACUAACUUGAACGCCUAUAUUCUGGUUACAGGGAUUUACGUUAUUUCUUUGCAUACCUCUCAUGUACACACCUAACCCAGCCCUGCUUUGCACUCCAGGCCAGCUUUCAAAAGCCCUGGAGUGCCAUGGCUCCUGUGACUGGACCCCCUCACCGAGGGGUGGGAGGAGGACAAGUUGGUGUGGGGUCAGAGCAGCCGUGCCGGGAGCACAGCUGGUCUGCAGGAACGCAGCCAGCCUCCGGCUUACCCAAGGACAGAGCAGUGACCUGCAGACACAGGAAGCCUGUUUCAGCAGUUACACAAACUCUGGUACAAAGACUUCGGAGAGUAUGAACCUAAGGGGUAGGAAGACAUUGAUGAAAUAAUAACAGAUGUGGGGAAAUGUGCAAUAAGCAUCCUCCCAAGCCUUUACCACACCAGUGGGACUGGCUCCCCUCCGUACAGGGCAAGCCAAGGGGUACAUUUUAUUUUUCAAGAAACUCCAUCCAUGGGUACCAGUGCAGUGGUGUGAAUUCCCUUUUCGCCUUUCAAAUUCAGAGUGUUUUAAUAUAUAACUGUGUUUGUUUUACUGUGGACCAAACUCUAGGAGUUAGCAGAAGCUGAAAGCAUCCCCCAGCAUCUGAGCUCAAAAAUUGGGGUUAAGUCAAGUCCUGCUCCCAGCAUCAGCUGGCCUCUGGUUGUGAGCAGGGAGGAGGGGAGCAAGGCUCUUUCCAGGGAGAAAAAAAACAAACCAGCAAAAGCAGUAACAAUAACAACAAUCCUAAUCUUUUGUUUUGUAUGACUGGUGUAGGUUCACAUGUACCUCUGUGUUCUUGUGUCAUUUGCAUUUCAUUGCUUUACUUUAAGAUGUUUUGUGUUCUGUUUAAAGAAAAGAAUAACUCAUUGUGAAAAAUUGGAUAACUGUGAUUGUGAAUAAAGUUGAUUUAGGUAUCCUGCAGCAGCAUGAACGGCUGAGUAUUUACCAUUUCCACAAGUGUGGCAAGAGACAAUGACCCGUCUGAGGCAAGGGCAAUGGUGGCAUGAGAACAUCCUCCUUUGCAGAAGUGGAGUGCAGAGAGUUCAGUCUCCCCUUCAGUCCUUGAGGAUGAGGGGGUUAUUGACAGCUGGUCCCCCGAUGGACACUGUACACACAUAAGGAAUAAAGAAAGCCACAGAAGUAAAAGUGAGGGCUAACCAUGUUCCUGCAGCUUGAGCCCCACAGUCUUGAGCCUCUUCACACCUUUCAUAGAGAAAAGCCACAACUGCUUCCCUCUCAUUGCCUCGUUUGUGUUGUCUCUCCUGAGUGCCUGUGUGACCACACAAAAAAAGCAAUCAACAGCACAAGAAGGAGAAAGUGUGCUGCGAGGAAAGCCAGGACCAGGCACCUCAGCCUGGGAGGGGCCGGGUAAGGGGCUGAAGAUUGGGCACUAUAGCCAGGUGUCCCCAUCCCAGCUUUGGAGAGACAUGACAGUUCAACAGCUGACAGGAGCAUCCCAGCCCUGAACUGAGUAAUAGGUUGAGAAGGCCCACAGACAAGCUGUGGUCUGGCCAAGGGAGAUGCUGAGGCAAGAUGUAAGUGCUUCCUCAGCAUGUAGCAAGGGAUAGAGGGACCCAAAGGGGAUUUGGAUUCUCCAUAAAGAAGCCAGCUCCCCUAGAAUCCAGUAGCUCCCCUGCUGCAGGGAUCUGCUAAAACACACCUACGAGAGAGCCGUGUGAGUUUCCCUCCCCACCUUUUUCUUUGGCUAUUGAACAGAUGAGAGACUGGGUGGAUCACCCUCUCCUGUUAUAGGACAUAUUGAGUUGGCAUCUUCUCCCUCCGUGUGGAUGCUCUGUCUGUCAAGGGAUGGGGACUUCCCAGGAGGCUUGUCUUCAGCCUCUCCAGCUGAAAGCAUUCCACUCUAACAGCUUCCUAGAGGCCUAAAACAUUCCAAGGUGUGUAAAGAGAAACCACUUCCGCACCCCAGCUUUCUCCACCACCCUGCUGAGGAUCUUUUAGCUGUUGGGAUAAGGCAAGUCUGCACAGCCUGUGCUACAAUCCAAGAGAUGUGCCCAGGCCCUGCUUUCUCUAGGAAAGGAGGAUCUGUAGUGGGUCUAGAGAGCCUUCUCUAGCCACAGCCCAGCCGUGGGGAGCCUUCUCAUCCCCUCAGGAGCAAGGGGAAGAGUUGCAAAAUGCAGACUGCUCCUAGAAAAUGAGGACAACGAGCUGCCAGACAGCCCGUGUGCGCUGUCCUGAGCCCAAGCACUGCCAUGAACAUGCACAAGGGCAAGUGAAGUGCUAAUGCUCUGGGCCAAACUCAGACCCUCGUCUCCCCUGGCAUCAGCAAGAGGGACCAGGUCAGAUACCCCCAUGCUUUCCCCUCUGAACAGCCCCAGCCUGUUGAUUCCCUCCUGCAGCUGCCGUAUGCAAUGGCCUUAGCAAGCUUUGCACCCUGUCUGCUGAGCAUCACUGGAGUCGCUGUGCUCUGACCUCCCUCCCCAGGCCAUCACCAAAUCCAACACAGAUCUGCAAUUUCACCAUCGCUUCCAAGCUAUUCUCCACAAAGACCAAGGGAAGGGGCUACACAGACCUUCCCUAGCACCAAGGCAUCCCACCAGCGCAGCUCUCCUGCUGCUUC
Molecule: messenger RNA, 6237 nt
Organism: Cuculus canorus (common cuckoo)
Lineage: Eukaryota; Metazoa; Chordata; Aves; Cuculiformes; Cuculidae
Gene: NEURL1
Product: neuralized E3 ubiquitin protein ligase 1
Exons: 6
Coding region: 37-1830 (597 amino acids)
Biological process (GO): nervous system development; negative regulation of Notch signaling pathway
Cellular component (GO): plasma membrane; postsynaptic density
Molecular function (GO): ubiquitin protein ligase activity
Source: RefSeq, a predicted model, not a curated record